Nicotiana tabacum (common tobacco) is the source of this 537-nucleotide messenger RNA. The record is from RefSeq and is a predicted model, not a curated record. Lineage: Eukaryota; Viridiplantae; Streptophyta; Magnoliopsida; Solanales; Solanaceae.
AUGAUCUCAGAGGCAGGACUCUCAGGUUCAAAGCCCGAGAAGACUCCAAUGGAACAGAACUUGAAACUUACAAGCACAAAAUUUGAUAAGAUUGUGAAUGGGAACACUGAUGACAGUGUCUUGGAGGACAGGAGUUCUUUUCAAAGACUGGUUGGCAAGCUUCUGUAUUUGACAAUCACAAGACCUGACAUUACAUAUGUAGUGCAAUAUCUAAGCCAAUUUAUGUAUGCUCCAAGAAGUCUUAUUAUGAAGCUGCACUACAUUUUAUGCGAUACAUCAAGGAUAAGCGUGGACUUGGACUUCUCAUGUCAAGAAAUAGUACAGAAAGAGUUCAGGGAUAUUGUGAUUCAGAUUGCGGAUCAUGUCCUAUGUAUAGGAAGUCAAUUACAGGCAAAGAAGCAGACUACUAUCUCGAGGAGCUUAGCUAAAGACGGGUACAGAAGUAUGGCACAUACAGUGGCAGAGUUGACAUGGUUGAACGGUUUACUGAAGGAGCUAAUGGUAGAUAUUAAAGAACCUAUGGAGCUAAUAUUGUGA